This is a messenger RNA of Pristis pectinata (smalltooth sawfish), 1640 nucleotides long. It is a transcript of the gene skap1, whose product is annotated as src kinase associated phosphoprotein 1. Gene Ontology annotation, cellular component: cytoplasm; plasma membrane. Gene Ontology annotation, molecular function: protein binding. Lineage: Eukaryota; Metazoa; Chordata; Chondrichthyes; Rhinopristiformes; Pristidae. The record is from RefSeq and is a predicted model, not a curated record. The transcript is spliced from 13 exons. The coding region runs from base 295 to 1404 and encodes 369 amino acids.
GUCGUUCAGUAGUGUGUAAGGGAGUUGCAUCUGCCAAUUCCGGUUCACUAAUUGGUAAUGUGCACAUUGGUGAAAUGUCUGCUGAUGCACCUGCGAUAGACUAGGGUCACUAGUGCACUUAAAAACAGCUGAAUCUCUAACCUAGUCUGCUGUAAAGAUCAGUGAGAGUGCGAUCACAGUUCCAUCGCAUUCUAUUAAUACAAAUAUCUGUCUCGCUCAGUCUACUUUCCGCUAUAUUGUAGUAGUUACCCAGCGAGCGUGCCUCCGCUGGAGCCGGGCACUCAGGACUGAACAAUGGCCAUUCCUGAAGACAUCAGGAGACUUUUGGAAGAUGCAGAAUAUUUUGUGGGUGAGGUUCUACAUGGAGAAAAACUGAGCAAAAAAGCAAAAGAUAAGAGAGAGGCUCUGCUGGAAGGUUUCCGUCAGGUGAAGUACAGAUAUCAACAAGAACUUCAGGUCAAAGGAGAAGCUGGUGACUGGGGGUCAAGACAGGAGGACAGUUCUGAUGAUAACCAGAGUCUGACCCACGCUCCAUCAGGCUUCUCAGACAAUGUUUCAGUCACCUCAGACAACCAGGAAGAUGUGCAAUUUGAAGACAUCGCGAUCGUCCCAGCCCAGGACCUGUCCAGCAUACUGAAGCAAGGCUAUAUGGAGAAAAAGCGCAGAGAUCAUAGUUUCUUCGGUUCAGAAUGGCGUAGACGAUUCUGUGUGUUGAGCACAAACAUAUUCUACUACUAUGGCAGCGAGAAAGAUAAGCAGCAGAGAGGUGCAUUUUAUGUUCACGACGCCUACCUGGUUCAAAAUCUCCGGAAAGAUUCCAAGAAAAAUUCAUGCUUUGAGGUCAUCAGUUCAGACAGGAAGGUAUAUCAGUUUACUGCUCAGAGUGUGCGGGAAGCCAGAGAGUGGGUGGAUCACAUCCAGUUCGUGCUGAAAGACAUGAAUUCCAACUUCAUUCCCCUGGAGGAGGAGGAGGAGGAUGAGGAGGAGGAGGAGGAUGGACUGGUGACACAUGAAGCAGUGCAGGAGGAUAUGUACGACGAUGUGGACGCAGCCCUUGUAUGUCAAAGACCCUCCCUGAAUCACCCACAAGCCAGCAUGGACAAGAACCAGGAUGAUGAGAUUUACGAAGAACUGCCAGAGGACGACUUUCCCCCACCCCCUCCCCCCGACGAAGAAGAGGAUGAGACAGACAGCCCAGGGAACACCAGCAUCAAUUACGAAGACUACUACCUCGGACUUUGGGACUGUACUGGGGAGGAGGAGGACGAGCUGUCAUUUAAACGUGGGGACAUGAUUCACAUCCUGAGCAAGGACUACAACCCCUUCGGAUGGUGGGUUGGGGAACUGCAAGGUAUCAUCGGGAUAGUACCAAAGGAUUAUCUGAUGGCUGCCUAUGAUAUUUGAAGGAUUGUCAGUGAUCCUCCAACCCCUCGAACCAGUGAUUCUCCAAACCCUACAAGGGAGGAGGUGACCUUGGAAGCAGAUCGUUGGCAUAAGGAAGUUUCUGUUGACCCUCUCUCUCCAGACUGAAGGUGUGUGACACCUGUCUAGUAAACACAGCCCAGCUGAAGACGGGCUGGGGACAGACAUCACCCACCAUUCACUCUCCCUCAAUCAAUAAAGAUGUGCUUCAGCAGUGU